Messenger RNA from Venturia canescens, 2941 nucleotides. It is a transcript of the gene rha, whose product is annotated as centrosomal protein of 120 kDa-like. The coding region runs from base 32 to 2869 and encodes 945 amino acids. Lineage: Eukaryota; Metazoa; Arthropoda; Insecta; Hymenoptera; Ichneumonidae. The record is from RefSeq and is a predicted model, not a curated record. Gene Ontology annotation, biological process: positive regulation of centriole elongation; interkinetic nuclear migration; centrosome cycle. The transcript is spliced from 10 exons. Gene Ontology annotation, cellular component: centriole; centrosome.
AAAAAGAAGUAAUGAUAACAACCUUCAAAUAAUGGAGCACUUGAGUGGAUCGGCGAUUCAGGUCGUUCUCAGCCUGAGAGAAGGCAAGGGUUUCCAUCGAAUUUUAAAUCCUACCACUAUCGUUGCAACUCUAAAUGGCCAAUCUUUGGAAAGCGGUUGUAUCGAACCAGAUCCUCAACCCAGUUAUAACACCGAUCUUGUCUGGAAAUCUGACAAAAAUGUCUUGAGAAAAAUGCGGUCCGGCCAAGAACCUGUCAAAAUAGAAUGUUUUGAAAUAAAGGAAACUGGUAUGAGAGAUAAGAUCGGUCAUAUGUUGCUCAGUCUAAGAACCGCUCGGAUUCUCUUGCCCAGAGACCAAGUUGUUGACGUUCCAGCCACUUGGCAUACAUUUUUCAAUCUCAGAAGUGACUUGAAAGCACAUAAACCAGAAAUUUUGCUAUCACUCACCAUAGAAGAACAUGAUGCUUACGAACGUCGAAUUUUGUCCAGAGAGUCUAUGGAAACCCAAAAUGGAAUGCGAGAGGACAAUACACAAAUAUCAUCCAGCAAAUUAGCAUCUCCGUACCUGGUGGAAGAAGAAUGCCUUAUACAACUAGGACCAAUAACAACUUGUCGUUCUCUUUUCUUGCUGGAAAUAGUUGCAGGGACAGCUCAAAAUCUGCACUUGUUCAGAGAGCAAGCUCGUGAAGCAGCGGGUGAUUAUAGUUUAUGGUAUCGUGUACUGGAAAACGAUGUGCAACUGAAAGCAUUUGGAAGUUUGGAGAGACGACUAGCAGUGGACGAAAAAGCAGUUAUAAGGAUAAGAAGCUCGUUGGAGAUUUUGCGAAAUUAUUUACAAGAGAGGCCAAAUUUGCUUCUGAUAAUGCAGCAAAGUGAUACUGUUCUCGGACAUUCCGAGGUGGAUCUCAGGUCGUUGUUACCAUCAAAACUUACGGAACUUUCAUCGAUAAACGAAUCGAAUAACGACAACGUUAUAAAUCGUCGUUGUGUCUUGAACAAACGAACAACGCCGCGAAAUAUCGGAGAUAGCCAAGAUAACGAGGCUUUUCUCGAUCUUCAAUUACGUUUGAUUUACAUAGGCCCCAAACAGACCGACGAAACGAGAGCCACAGAUAUUUUUCAAAUUCCUUCGAGACCACCUGAAAGAUUUGAACCUCCGAACGUCAACGAGGCAACCUCAGAAAUAGACGCCCACAGAAACCCAUGCGGCGAUUUCAACAAAUGUAUUGGUGGCGAUUACAGGAACCUCGGUUGCAGAAAUUUACAAAACGAUUACGAAAAUCCCAGAAUUCCGGACGACCGAUUGCCAUUACCAAGGAGCGUCGUUACUGCUACUAAUUCCUACAACAAUCAUGAAAACAGUGUUGAAGCUUAUCAUUGUUAUUGUCUCAAUGUGAGUUUAACCGGAAUUCAAUCGUCGUCGCCGAUACAAAAUAUUGAAUUCAGGUUUCAUCAUCCAAAAGCUGAGAUAAUGUCGACGCUGUAUCCAAAGGUACCACUUGUAGCGAACGAGAAAUUGCGGCUGCAGGAAAUCGGUUGCAAGUUACAUUUCAUAUCGGCGGCUAAGGAAAUUCGUCAUUUAUUGUUGUCUUUUCCACCGAGAAUCAGCGUUCGUGAUCUCGCUGAUGAAACGAAAAUGCCAUCGGGUCAGACAAUCCUCGAAGUCGACCGUUUAUUUGCACGUGAUGAGCGCGAGAUUCAGUACGAAGCUCCAUUGUACGAUAAUGAUAAAAAUGUCGUAGGAGCAAUAGACGUUUCGAUGUACCUCCAGGAUCAUGGACCGUAUUACAAAACUCACCAAACUGCCCCGGGCGAAAAUUUGGGUCCACCAAUUAUGGACGAUAGUUUAGCUUAUAAGAUCGUCGAGGAACUCGAAAUUUGGAAAGAACGUCAACAAGAGAUAUUUCUCGUCGAGUUGAAGAGGAAAGAGGAACGUCAUCUCGACCGAUUGAGCGAAGAGUGGCAAAAACGUCGGGAGAAUUUGGAAGCGAAGCUUGCCUGCAGCGUCGAACAGUGCAAAAUGCUUGCAAACAGUUUGAAUAUGGCGACCGAGGACUUGCGAACUCGGAGACUCAAAAGCCUUGAGAAAGAAGCUCGACUCAUAAAAGCUAACGAAGAUUUGCAGUGGAGAUACGAAAAAAAACUGCAGGAACUGCAGGAUGCGUUUCAACGAAUGCAAGAAGAACUUCUUGCAAAGGUAAACAUCCUUCACGAACAGAAGAGUAUAUUAGAGGCAGAACUGGAGCCAUUGCGAUUGGAAAAUGAGAAACUCGAUAGAUUGGCGAGCAAGCAGGCAGAAGAGCUGCAAAUUUGUCGUAAAAGUACAUUGACUCAGGACCAAACUGCUUCGUUGAUCCAGGACGUCAAAGCGUUGGAGCAAAAGCUUGAAAGUACUCAAAAAAGUAAAUCGUUCUUCAAGGAACAAUGGGGAAAAGCGGUGAGAGAAAUUCAUCGAAUGAAAAUGGAGCACCAGCAAGCCAUUGAAGUUCAGAUUAAAACGAGCAAAGAUGAAUUGAAAAAUCUUGAUUUGGAAGAGAUUCUUUGCGCGGAUUCGAGUUCUCUAACAAACGACCAAAUAACGCUCGGUGAAAUACAAAAGGAAAUAGACGUCAUAAAGCCAAGACCAACGUUCGGGCGGGCGAACGAGCCGAGCCAUCGAUCGUUUUUUGGGCCUGGAGAUACUGUUUACGCGCCAAAUAGUCCAACGAAAUCCCCUCGCAGUACAGGAAAAUCGGGAGAGCGGGACGACCGUUUGAGUAAACUUAUUGAGGAGAGAGAUUCGCUUUUAAAGACUGGUAGCUAUACGAUCGACGAUGCGAUAAUAAACAAUCUCAACGCAGAGAUAAGAUCGCUUCUCAUAUUGAAUUGAAAGAUGUUAAUUAUUUUUAUACAAUAUUUACGAGGCUUAGAAUGAAUAAAUACGACGAAAUAACAAAAUAAA